Molecule: messenger RNA, 4413 nt
Organism: Castor canadensis (American beaver)
Lineage: Eukaryota; Metazoa; Chordata; Mammalia; Rodentia; Castoridae
Source: RefSeq, a predicted model, not a curated record
CAGAGGUGCCGGGCGGGCGCGGGGCGCAGGCAGGAAGCCGGGAGGGGCGGCGGGCGGGGGCCUCCGGAAAAACGCCCCAACUUCCUGCCCCGCCGGAGCCAGGAAGCGGGAGCCUGGACGCAGGGCCCGGGAUCGCCAAGCCCGACCUCGGGGGCCCCGCCGGUCGCCUCCCCGCGCGGACACCAGGUACACGGGCCCCGGCCCCGCCCGGCCUCCUCCCCUCGGCUGCCAGGAGAAGUGGGGAGGAGUAGGGAGGGGACCGGGGCGCUGCCGGCGGCCGAGGGGCCUCCUCGGGGACACACUGAGCCAGCGGCCUCCUCUCUUGGGACCUCAGUUUUCCCAUCUGUCAAAGGGGUCAAAGAAAGAUCUAACAUUUGCCUAGUGUCCAUCCAGUAGGUGGGAAUGGACGAUCCGAGGUCGGAGUCAAGCGCCCAACUGCUCAAUAGAAGACCGAUGAUCACACCCAUUUAGAGGUGGGGAAACUGAGGCCCGGGGAACCGAACUGGCUCGUCCCAGGGACACACUUUGUGAAUCAGUGUUCAGUUGGGAAAUGAACUCGAAGGUGGCUCCUGCUAAGCGCUGUCCUCCAACCCUGCAUGCGUUGGGGCCACCUAAAAAAGAAAAACAAACAACAAUAACACCGUGGGGCCCUGUGAGGCUGAGUGUUGCAGAGCGCGUUUGAAAGCAUUUUCCGAAAGCUCUUUUCUGGGUCAUUAAUUAUGCCCUGGGAGAUGGUGUAGAGGAGAAAGCUGGAAAUCUUUCCGCCUUGUACAGAUGGGAAGACUGAGGCCUGGAAAGAGGUCAUUGCUUUUUGCAGGUCACUCUGAUGUCAUAGGGAAAGGUACGCUCAAGGGCAAGAGUUUUGCUUUUCCAGUUCCAGCGGAAAGUAUUGGCAGGAUGGCAGAGGGAACUGAUUGAUGCGAGAGUUGGGAAUUCAACUGGAUGACGAGGUGGGGAGGCAAGAAGGCGGGGAGCCCCAGUGCGAGGACCUGGGACUUCGGUUCGACUCGGAGACCUGAGCUCGAGCUCCAGCUAGGAGUUGGAACGGUCCGCAGCUCCGGCGUGAGGGGGGUGGAAGGUGGGCGGGGCCUGGGAGAGUGACAGGGGCAGUAGAGAUACGGAAACGCCAGACCUCCAAGACAGGCCAGAGCGGCCCUAGCUGGCCAGCGUGGCGCGGUGGAGAGCUAGAGCGUCCGGCGGAGGAGUAGAGUUGCCGGGGCCGGACCCGGGCUGGCGGCGGGCUAGAGCGGCCGUCGGGAGAAGUGGAGCUGGGCGCAAAGGUGGCUUCUGGGGCGGCUAGAGCGACUCGGCGGCGCGGGUGGGGGAGUCCGGAGCCCGCGCGCGGAGGCUUUGGUUCCGGCGGCUGUAGUGACUUCUCUUCCCGUCCGAGCAGAGCCCUGGAGAUGGAAGACAUUGCCCGAGGGGCGGCCCCAGGGCCCCCCCGGCCUGGCCUGGUGCCCAUCAGCAUCAUUGGGGCUGAGGAUGAGGACUUUGAGAACGAGCUGGAGACAAACUCAGAGGAGCAAAGCAGCCAGUUCCAGAGCCUAGAGCAGGUGAAGCGGCGUCCUGCCCACCUCAUGGCCCUCUUGCAACACGUGGCACUGCAGUUUGAGCCGGGACCCCUGCUCUGCUGCCUGCAUGCUGAUAUGUUGGGCUCACUGGGCCCCAAAGAGGCCAAGAAGGCCUUUCUCGACUUCUACCACAGCUUCCUGGAGAAGACCGCGGUCUUGCGGGUGCCAGUCCCUCCCAAUGUCGCCUUUGAACUUGACCGUACGAGACCCGACCUCAUCUCUGAGGAUGUCCAGCGACGCUUUGUGCAGGAGGUGGUGCAAAGUCAGCAGGCCGCAGUGGGGCGGCAGCUGGAGGACUUCCGCUCCAAGCGGCUCAUGGGCAUGACGCCCUGGGAACAGGAACUGGCCCAGCUGGAGCCCUGGAUUGGGCGGGACCGAGCCAGCUACGAGGCCCGGGAGCGGCAUGUGGCUGAGAGGUUGCUGGCUCACCUGGAGGAGAUGCAACAUACCAUCUCUACGGAUGAAGAAAAGAGUGCUGCUGUGGUCACCGCCAUUAGUCUAUACAUGCGCCACCUUGGGGUGCGGACCAAGAGUGGGGAUAAGAAGUCAGGGCGGAACUUCUUCCGGAAAAAGGUGAUGGGGAAUCGGCGGUCAGAUGAGCCCCCCAAGACCAAGAAAGGAUUGAGCAGCAUCCUAGACGCUGCUCGAUGGAACCGGGCAGAGCCCCCAGCUCCAGAUUUUCGACACCUCAAAAGCGAGGUUGAUGGGGAGAAGCCAGGUCCUACAGACCGGAAGGGAAGCCUAGGUGUGCCUUUUCGGGACAGGAAUGUUGGGGCUCCUGGGCAGGACAACCCAGGUGUCUCUCUGCACCCUCUUUCUGGGGACAGCCCAGACCGAGAACCAGGUGUUGACACCCCCCUGGAGCUGGGGGACAUUCCCCCGCAGGGUCCUGCAAACCUGGAGCCUCCGGUACCCUCAGAGAGCACAGAGGAGGGUGCUGAGACAGAGAGAAGGUGGAAGAGGCUAUCAGGGCGUCUGGGGCGCUCAGAGAGCCUGCGGGUGAGUGACCGCCGCCGGCCUUCCCGGGGCAGCCUCGGGGCUAAGGGCCGGGGUGGGGGCCGCUCCCGGAGCGACGUGGACAUGGACCCCAGCUCCGCUACGGCCGUGCUUGGCCCUGCCCGACGAGCCACCCCUGAGCCUGGAGACGACGGGGAGUCAGGACGGCUGGGACUAGAGCUGGAACCAGAAGAGCCUCCUGGCUGGCGGGAACUUGUCCCCCCAGACACGCUGCUCAACUUACCCAAGAGCCAAGUGAAGCGUCAGGAAGUCAUCAGUGAGCUGCUGGUGACAGAGGCAGCCCACGUACGAAUGCUGCGUGUGCUGCACGACCUCUUCUACCAGCCCAUGGCUGAAGGGGGCUUCUUCCCGUUGGAGGAGCUGCAGAACAUCUUCCCCAGCCUCGAUGAGCUCAUCGAGGUUCACUCCUUGUUCCUUGAUCGCCUGAUGAAGCGGAGACAAGAGAGUGGCUACCUCAUCGAGGAGAUCGGAGAUGUGCUGCUGGCCCGGUUUGAUGGUACCGAGGGCUCGUGGUUCCAGAAAAUCUCCUCCCGCUUCUGCAGCCGCCAGUCAUUUGCCUUAGAGCAGCUCAAAGCCAAACAGCGCAAGGAGCCUCGAUUCUGUGCUUUUGUGCAGGAUGCUGAGAGCCGCCCCCGGUGCCGCCGCCUACAGCUAAAGGACAUGAUUCCCACGGAGAUGCAGCGUCUCACCAAGUACCCCCUCUUGCUGCAGAGCAUUGGGCAGAACACAGAAGAGCCCGUGGAACGGGAGAAAGUGGAGCUGGCAGCCGAGUGCUGUCGGGAGAUUCUUCACCACGUCAACCAAGCUGUUCGUGACAUGGAGGACCUGCUGAGGCUCAAGGAUUACCAGCGGCGCCUGGACUUGUCCCACCUGCGGCAGAGCAGUGACCCCAUGCUCAGCGAGUUCAAGAACCUGGACAUCACCAAGAAGAAGUUAGUGCAUGAGGGCCCGCUGACAUGGCGGGUGACCAAAGACAAGGCUGUGGAGGUCCACGUGCUCUUGCUGGACGACCUUCUGCUGCUGCUCCAGCGCCAGGACGAGCGGCUGCUGCUCAAGUCACACAGUCGGACGCUGACGCCCACGCCUGAUGGCAAGACCAUGUUGCGGCCCGUGCUGCGGCUCACCUCUGCCAUGACCCGCGAAGUGGCCACUGAUCACAAAGCCUUCUACGUUAUUUUUACCUGGGAUCAGGAGGCCCAGAUAUAUGAGCUGGUGGCACAGUCUGUGUCUGAGCGCAAGAAUUGGUGUACCCUCAUCACUGAGACUGCCGGAUCCCUGAAGGUCCCAGCCCCUGCCUCCCGCCCCAAACCCCGGCCCAGCCCAAGCAGGUGAGGGGGUCAGGGUGGGAGCUGGAGAACCAAGGCAGCUGGGACAGGGACGGCAUCCCUGCACAUCCACAGAACCCAGCAGGCCCAGCCCCGUCUCAGUGUGCACAUGUGUGUACAAGCAUGUGUGUGUGUGUGUGUGUGUGUGUGUGUACAUGUGUGCCAACUCUACAGUCUCCUAUCUCCAGGCCUCUGUCCCCUGGCCUCAACAUCUGUCUCUUUCUCUGACCUCCCCACUUCCAGCUGUCUCCCUGCCCCUGAUGUGCCUCCUGCCCCUGGGCCAGGGGUUUGGGGUCACCCAGAACUUUCUUCCUCCAGUACCCGAACCCCUGCUCAGCAGCUCUGAGAAUGGCAAUGGUGGCCGAGAGGUGCCUCACACUGAUGACCCGGCCCCGAGGGCCAGCUCGCUGCCACAGCUCUUCGGAAAGUACUGUCCCUGAAGCAGCUCCUGUUGCCAGCGGAGGAAGACAGUGGGGCGGGGCCUCCCGGCGAUGGGGAUG